ACUCUUCUCUCUCUCUCUCUCUGUCUCUGCAGCGGCGGCAUCGGCAUCUGCUGCUCUUGCUCUCGGUCCGUUCUCCUCCUCCUCCUUCUUCGGCGGCGGCGGCGCGUCUUUCGCACUCAGGGCCGGAGAGAUGCCGAUGCUGGUUGUGGCGACCAACGUCUCGAGGGCGGCGGUUCCCGAGGGUCUCCUGGCGGAGAUCACCCAGGCCCUGGCCAAGGCCACCGGGAAGCCCUCCCAGUACAUCGCGGUGCACAUCCUCCCUGAGCAGCUGAUGUCCUUCGGGGGAUCCCCGGAGCCCUGCGCCCUUUGCAGCCUCCACAGCAUUGGGAAGAUCGGGGCCCAGCAGAACAAGGCCUACUCCAAGCUCCUCUGCGAAAUCCUCAACAAGGAGCUACACGUCCCAUCAGACAGGGUCUACAUCAAUUACUGCGACAUGAACGCCGCCAACGUCGGGUGGAAUGGGUCCACCUUCGCUUAGCCGGACCCCCCAAAGCAGACGGGGCCUGCCCCCCCCCCCAGAACCUGCGCAUGCGUACCCCCUCCCCCCCCCCCCCAAAUCAUGGACCCC
This is a messenger RNA of Sceloporus undulatus (fence lizard), 568 nucleotides long. RefSeq names its product macrophage migration inhibitory factor (gene MIF). The coding region runs from base 131 to 478 and encodes 115 amino acids. Gene Ontology annotation, molecular function: cytokine activity; phenylpyruvate tautomerase activity. Lineage: Eukaryota; Metazoa; Chordata; Lepidosauria; Squamata; Phrynosomatidae. The record is from RefSeq and is a predicted model, not a curated record. The transcript is spliced from 3 exons.